UGUGGAGUGGGGUGGGGUGGGGUGUGUUGACCCAGAAACAACAGCAAAAACGUUAGGGUUGAAUUUUUCCUGGACUAGUAACUUAGGAUUGACCUUCUGACCCAGGAAAUAUUCAACCCUAACUUUGGGUUGACCUACUGACAGCAGUCACCAGCAUGCCCACCAGGAGGCAGCGUAGAGCACAUCGGUGGCUGCUGGGCCUUCUCCAUUCUUCCUCUUCUUCACUCACUGCUGCGUUGUUCAGCUGGUGGGGGUGGCAGUGGUGGCAGCAGGAUUCUCCCUCCCUCCCUCCCUCCCUCCAAGCCAAGAGCUGAUGCCCCAAGCGGAAGGAAACUCCGAGCAUCUGCCUGGCUCCCCCCAGACUCUCUGCUUUUAGUAACAGCAGGUCUCUCCGCCCCUCACUUCCACUGGCUCUCGUUCCUGUGCUUGGAGAGGAAGAGACCCAGAAGAAGCGAGGGAUGGAGGGAGGGAGGAUGCUGCUGGCUGGAGAUGAGUGUGGAAGGUCAAGAACAGUCCAAGUUUUUUUUAAAAAAGAAGUUACAAACUUAGAUGGAAAUCCUGCACCCUUUUCUAGCUCCAUUAUGGGGGAGGGAGGGAGUGUCCCAGUAGUGGGCUGUGAAGAGCCUGCAGCUUUUGCAGAUGGCUCCGCAGGAACUCCCCCAGGAGUGACUCCAUGAAGGGCAAGUCCCCCAAAGGGAGGUUCUGGAAAGAAACUGUCACAUACUGCCAGCUCCAGCUCCAGCUCCCGCGGGACUUCGCCAACUUCCCGCCAGACCUCGGGGAGGCUUGGAGACGAGAUCUUGGCCAAACCUGAGAUCUCACAAAGAUUGCUCUGUCUGCUGGGGGAUUUAUAACAGGCAGGUGGCCUAAGAUGAGAGGCCAGACUGGGAGGAGGGCUCAGAAGCAAAAGAGCCCUAUGACCCCUGGGAGAGCUGGCAGUAGGCGAAUGAGGGGUUUGUGAACAUAACAAGUCCCUCCACGGAGGCUAAGGUCCCAGUUCCAACAAUUCUCUGAGCCCCACCUGCCCCAAAAGCCCCAGGUCGGGAGUCGAGAGUGCACACCUGAAGAGGGACGUGGGGCCAUGCUUACAGGCUUACAAUCUCACGUCCAAGCCAGACACAUCUUGUAUGAAAGGAAACUGCCCUUCCCACCACACUACCCUGCACCUUAAGGGUCCCAGUGAAUAUGGGCUUGUGGGCCAGCCCCCACCAACAGGCACAGUUACCAUCCACAUCCCCAGUGAACUGGUGUGACUCCACAGACCAAGACAUGGGUGACAGAGCAUUCCUUCCUCCCCAAAGUUUUGCCCAGCAGCCAGGCGAGGUUUUGCCAUUUGGCAGCAAGCCGGCUGUCUUGCUGAUGGAUUAUUGACUGGUGCUGUAACCAAUCAAUGGUAGCCAGCCUUCAUUCCAAAAGACGGUGUCCCACCCCUCUCUGUUUCUUUUUCCAUUCCAGGUCUGAGUACUGCAAAGCAGAAGAAAGAAAGAGCGGAGAUCAGGAACCAUUGAGUAGAGGGCCUUCCUCAACCCAGCCCAGGACAUUCCCCAACACUUGCUGGGUUGCCAUGAUGCUCUGCUCUAGAUGAGCUUCCGUGAGCUGGAUCACCAGCCCUCCUCACACGAUGAAAUCUAAGAUUUCUUCCUCCAGCAAAAUGAAGCCAGCUCUGCCAAUUAAUCUAAUAGCAGCAGUCCUGCACGUGGCCGUGUCCAGAGUCAACCAGCUGGACCCAGGGACCCAGAACGAGAACAUUGAGGCGCUCCAGAGGAUGAUCAGGGCUUUGCUGGAGAACACCCCCUCUGUCUGGAACUUAAUCAGCAUCUUGAAGGUCAUCCUUGUCUGGACCCAGUUCUUGUCCGCCGUUACGGAAGAUGUCAAAGACGUCAGGUCGCAGGGUGGUCAACUCCUGUCCUAUGAUAAGGACGAGGCCGUGGAAGCCGUACUGGAAAUUAUGGAGGAUGUCAAGAAGCAUCCGGACCCUGAGUUCCUGCUGAGGUUAAGCAUAGACACCGUCACGGAACUCACCAAAAUGAAGCUGCCUAUGCCCUUCAGUCUCAAGGCAGCAGUCCUCAACGUGGUGGUGUCCGGGCUGAACCAAGUGGACCCAGGGACCCAGGAAAAUUCUUCUUGGCCUUUUUUCUCUUGCGAAGAAAACGUGAUACCACUGAGAAAAUGGCAUCCUUCAAGAAGAUGCUCAGGGGGCUGCUGGAGGAUGCCCCCUCUAUCCAGGACACAAUUGGCAUCUUGAAGGAGCUCCACAAGUACAUCAACCCGUAGAAGCCCCGGCUGCAGACUCUGGGCCGAGAAGCCUACAUUGAUGCUCUGGCUCACGAGGCCAGACGGCCAAUGUGGAACUGGCCACAUGGAAGGUUUUCUUUCGCAAGGCAAAGGAAUUGGAUCAUCAUGACAUCCAGAGCACCAUCAAAGAUGGCCUCAUCUUAGAGGAUUUCCAUGAAAAGGAGGAGUAUGUCGCAUCCCGCAUUUCCUUCCUCUUCUUUUUAAUGCUAGCAGCCUAAAUCUAGGAAAAUAUCUGCCUGGAGGAAUUAUAUGUUUUUUUAAAAAUACAUAUCAUACAUAUUACAUAAUUGUUUUUAACAAUGA
Hemicordylus capensis (graceful crag lizard) is the source of this 2598-nucleotide messenger RNA. RefSeq lists its product as uncharacterized. Bases 1622 to 2245 code for a protein of 207 amino acids. Lineage: Eukaryota; Metazoa; Chordata; Lepidosauria; Squamata; Cordylidae. The record is from RefSeq and is a predicted model, not a curated record. The transcript has 9 exons.